Messenger RNA from Larimichthys crocea (large yellow croaker), 3797 nucleotides. RefSeq names its product ankyrin repeat domain 13A (gene ankrd13a). Lineage: Eukaryota; Metazoa; Chordata; Actinopteri; Sciaenidae. Bases 442 to 2247 code for a protein of 601 amino acids. Gene Ontology annotation, cellular component: cytoplasm. The record is from RefSeq and is a predicted model, not a curated record. The transcript is spliced from 15 exons. Gene Ontology annotation, molecular function: protein binding.
GUGAAUGGUUCCGCCCAACUGGAACCGACUAUUCGUCGGCGAUGGUUUUAUUUACAAAUCGUGUUUCUGUCGUGUACAAAUCAGAUAAAUUAUCGUGAUUACACACAGAUUUAGCUCGGUUUUAUCGGGCUGGUAUUGCUGUCUUAAUUCGGAGAUAAUAACCAGACUGUGAGUCAGUUUCUAUAUAGGACACCCCUGUCAUUAUUGGGCACUACUCUCCGGGCACUUCCUCGUUCAAAAGUUUUAUUUAGAGGAGGGCUUGAGGAAAAGUUGGACGCCGGUUUGGAUAUUUCGACGUCAAAUAUAAAGGACAUGGGUCAUAUUUAUCGUAUAUUUAGGCAUAAGUAAAGCAUGUAGCUUGUUUUGUUUCUCCUCCCCUCCAUGGCUGUAACUGUUAGAAGCAGGCUGACGUCGCACUGAGCGGCUCCCGUAAAGAGGAAGAUGUCCACGGCUAACGUUAGCGAGAACAUCCGAGGGAAGUUUCCUCUGCACUCCGCGGUGUGGCAGAAUGACUACAGGGGACUGGAAGAGCAAAUAACCUUACCACAGAAUGACAUUGAGGCUGUGGAUCCCCGAGGUCGCACACCUCUGCACCUGGCUGUGUCGCUCGGCCACCUGGAGUCAGUGAGAGUCCUUCUCCGACACGGUGCUGAAGUGACUAAAGAAAAUGCCAAGAAUUGGACGGUGCUGCAGGAGGCAGUCAGCACCGGAGAUCCAGAGAUGGUUCAGUUAGUGCUUCAACGCAGAGACUACCUCAAAGCCUCCACUGCUCUGGGAGGAGUGCCUGAGCUACUGUCAAAGAUCCGAGAGUCUCCAGACUUUUACAUGGAAAUGAAGUGGGAAUUCACAAGUUGGAUCCCUCUUCUGUCCCGGGUUUGUCCAAGUGAUGUUUGUCGCAUUUGGAAAAGUGGCGCCAGCCUGCGAGUGGACGCCACUCUUCUAGGCUUUGAAAACAUGACCUGGAUCAGAGGGCGGAGAAGCUACAUCUUCAGAGGAGAUGACUCGUGUGCAGAAUUGAUGGAGGUGAAUCACGACGAUGAAGUAGUGGACACUGAACGCUUCAACAUAUCCCAAGAAAUAGAGGAUGUCACACUAGAGUCGAUGCAGCCAGCUGAACAGGAAGUUGCCAAACGGUUGACUACACCUAUUGUCAACACCUACUUAGACACCAAGGAUAUUGCUUUUGAGAGGAACAAGUCUGGGAUUUGGGGCUGGAGAAGUGAAAAAACUGAAGUGGUCAAUGGAUUUGAAGCAAAGGUUUUCAGUGUGAACAAUGUAAAUGUGGUGAUCAGGACGAGGACAGAGCAUCUUACAGACGAGGAGAAAGCCAGAAUAAAAAGUGAAAGGAACAUCUUGGAGUCUCUGCUGGGGACUGUGGAGCAGCACAUAAGUGCACAGGGGGACCUGACUCUUGAGUAUGCAACUGCCACCAAUCCUACUGCCAUCACUCCAGAGGAAUAUUUUGAUCCUGACUUUGACCUCGGGGACAGAGACAUCGGCCGACCAAUUGAACUGAGCAUUCGAACACAGAAGUUCAAAGGCACGCUGUGGAUGAGCGAGGAGCAUCCUCUGUCUCUGGUGGAGCAGGUGACCCCAAUUAUUGACCUCAUGGCUCGGACCAGUUCCCAUUUUGCGCGGCUACGAGACUUUGUGACCCUUAAAUUUCCCCCUGGAUUUCCAGUUAAAAUAGAGAUUCCCCUGUUUCAUGUGCUGAAUGCCAGGAUCACAUUUGGCAAUGUCAAUAAAUGCAGUACUGAAGAGGAGGCGGUCACAACGCCAGCAGCUACACCAACAUCCUCAGGAGAAGAUGAAGAAGCUGCAGCACUGCCUCCCUUUCAAGUGUGCCCUGCAGUGUUUGAGGUGCCUGCCAGUUACCACCGGCGAGGAGGCAGCCGACACACACCCGUGUCCAACAACGACGAGGAGCUCCUGCAGUACGCCAUCCAUCAGAGUCUCCUGGAGUCUCGCAGAGUUCCCGGCCAGGAGGGGAUUUGGGAUGACGCUGACGGGGAUUUGACUGAUGUGAUGCACAGUAGCCAGAGUGACAGGAGUAUCCCAGAGGGGGUGCUAGUGGAAUACGGAGACACCACCAGCCCUGCCAGCUCCCCUUCUGGAUCUAGCACCGACACAGACCUCCGCCUGGCCAUGGAGCUCUCAGCACGAGCUCAAGCAGAAGAAGAGAAGAUGAGGAGGCAGGAGGAGGAGGAGCUGGAGAGGAUAUUGCAGCUAUCGCUCACUGAAAAGUAAAAAAAAUAAAACAAAAAAUAAAAAAAAGAGGAAUAAGAGGGAAUAAUAAUAACACGGUUCCAGAUCCAGAAGCAACCACCACACCUCAAUUUCCUUCCUAACCACUGUAGUCAUCUAUGCAACCGCAGAUUUCUUUCUGUAACAGAUCAUUCUUGCACAGGCACAGGCUUGGUAUUUUUGGUAAGAGCAUUCUCCUUUAUAUAUAUUUCUAUCUCAGCUUGGUGUCUCCAUCCUCAAGCUUCAUGUAAUGGACUCCUUUAGAUCAUUUUGGGUCGGUUCUCCUUUUAAUUUAUUGACUUUUUUUUUCUCCAAAUCAGAUUCACAGCAGCAGCUCACGUGUGCUGAUCAUGUUGUUAUCUGGAGUGGGAUCAAGUCAUUGUAAAAAUGUUUGACUACUCAAGGCGACUUCAUACAGCGCUGACACUCAAACCUGGAACUGAAAGGUCCAGAGCACUGUUGUUUGUUUUUUUAUAUCAUCCCGUCAGUCCCUGCUUUUUAGAAAGCUAGAAUGAAAACAACCUAGCACAAUAGAAAGGUACUCGUACUGUGGACCUAAAGGGUCGGAUUUGAGUGUCAGCACUGUGAUGUCUUCCUACAGAGUUGUCGAGGACCGUCUGCUCACCGAAUAACCAAAAUCUCAGGGUUCCACAAUUUCUCUUCGCUUUGAAAUUAGUUUAUUAAUCGUGACCGAUUAAUCGGAAAUUGUAACCUGGUGAAUAUUUCUUUGGUGCAAAUCACUCUAUGCCAUAUUGAUAUUAAUUCAGAAAGUUUGCUUCAUUGAGUCACAAGUUUUCUUUAUUUUGUGGACAUAGACUCUACAGAUGGGAAAACAAAAGCAUGUUGCUGUGAGACAAAGCUAAAAAUGAGCUGCAUGGUAGCAUAAUAUCUUCGCUGCAACAAGGAUAGGGGUUUAACUUUUACUUGCCUAAUUGUUUCGUAACAUUUUCUCUGAUUUCAUGGUGAGAAAAGGUGUCAAAGAUUUUGAUUAACUGUCGCUGAGAAACUUCAGUCAUCACCUCACAUCAUAAAUGCAAUAGUUAGAGACCAGGGUAUCUGUGGAUUUACAGCCGUCAUGCAGUUAAGGAGCAGCCACGCAACCGAUGCUGGCUACCCGUCAGCCUUUUGUAGCCACGAACAACUCUAGACCUCCGAGCAGAAGAAAAGACAGCACAGACUCAAAGAUCGAGCAUGCCCGCCAUACGUAGGAUUAGUUUCUUCAGCAUGUGCCAAGGGAUUGCUUCGUCCGGGCAAUAGGUAGUGACAAAUUCAUGUGGUGCCACUCAGACUAAACUUUUUGAACAGAUUUUGUAAAAAAAAAAAAAAAAAAAGAAUUUUGUAACUUGCAGGUAAAGAAGUUUGAGUUGUAUUAGGGUGAUGCUGAGAUACAUGCAUUAACCACUAUAGUUUAUUCACUGACAACAAACCACUCAUCAAAGGUCGCUGUGCGUCGCCGUGUUUGACUUUCAGGGGCUUCGGCUGACAAAUAUAUAUAUAACGCUCAAGUUUCCAAACUCACUGAACAGUCAGCUUAAAAAACAAACAAAACAAAA